This is a messenger RNA of Polistes canadensis, 2741 nucleotides long. Its product is annotated as hexosaminidase D-like. Gene Ontology annotation, biological process: carbohydrate metabolic process. The transcript has a single exon. Lineage: Eukaryota; Metazoa; Arthropoda; Insecta; Hymenoptera; Vespidae. The record is from RefSeq and is a predicted model, not a curated record. The coding region runs from base 321 to 2069 and encodes 582 amino acids. Gene Ontology annotation, molecular function: hexosaminidase activity.
UAAUGUUUUUAUGAUUGCAAUAUUCAACAAAGGGAAAUUCGCACAAACAAUAAUCUAUCCUAUCUAAUUAAUGCGAUUAUAUUUUUACGGAUGUUAAGAUGUUAGAAUGUGUCACGUAGAUUAAAGAUAAAAACAAAUCGAGAUAUUCAGUAUGAGUAUAAAAUCGUUUUGUUAGUGACGAAUCAAAAGACAUAUAUUUAAUCUAAAUAUCGGUUCAUUGUUUUUCGAUAUAAUUAAAGAGAAAGUAUUUUUAGACAAUAAAAAGUUAAAUAAUUGUGAUUAAUUUUUAAUGCUGCUAUGUUGUGAUAUUGUUAAUUGACAUGACACGACUAAGAGGUCGAGCUUCUCUUAUGAUAAUCGUAAUGAUCAUGUUCACAUUACUGGUAGUUAUAUAUCACAUUUUGAGUAGCGAAAUAGACAGUAUUUCAUCCGAUAAAAUAAUUCCAAGAUUAAAAGUUGAAGAUGUUUAUUCUGUUAACGAUCUCACUGAGAGUCCUAUCAGAAUAGCAAGAAUGCAACAAAUGGAAGCUCAAAUAGAUCAAAAUUCUGAGGUACUAAGAAAUAAACCAUUCGCUGACAAUUUCCAUGCCAAUUCGUAUUCAUCAACUAAUCCGUUGUUCAAAGGACACAAGAUUGUACAUUUAGAUUUAAAAGGCGCACCGCCUAAAAUAGGUUAUUACAAAUAUCUUUUACCAUUGUUGAAAAAGUUAGGCGCUACUGGAAUUCUCAUAGAAUAUGAGGAUAUGUUCCCAUUUGAUGGGAAUAUAAAAGAUAUUAGCGCUUAUAAUUGUUAUACCAAAGACGACUUAAGUAUCAUUCAAAGUUUAGCAGAAGAAAAUAAUCUUAUCGUUAUUCCUUUGAUACAAACAUUUGGACAUUUGGAAUUUAUUCUUAAGCUUGAUAAGUAUAAGGAAUAUAGAGAGGUACCAAGAUAUCCCCAAGCAAUAUGUCCAACUUAUAAUAAAACUUCACAAUUGAUACAUGAAGUAAUAGAUCAAGUUGUAGCUGCACAUCCUAACAUAAAAUACUUGCAUAUUGGAGCAGAUGAAGUAUAUCAAAUAGCAGAUUGUUCAAGAUGUAUCGAUCUAAUAAUUAAAAAAAAUUGGAAUAAAAAACAAUUAUUCCUUGAUCAUGUAUCUAAAGUAGCUAGAUAUAUCAAGGAUAAGUAUCCCUGGUUAACUGUAUUAAUGUGGGAUGAUGAGUUUCGUGAAAUAUCCCCGCAAGAAAUAAUAGAUAAAGAUUUACAUUUAAUGGUGGAACCGGUCGUUUGGAAAUAUACAAAGGAUCCGGGCUCCACUUUGACCGAUCAAUUAUGGGAAAGUUACGGUGCUGUUUGGAAAAGUAUUUGGGUUGCUACUGCAUUUAAAGGUGCAACUGCACCGGAUAGAUUUUUUACAGAUAUAUCUUAUCAUUUGAAAAAUCAUCAACGUUGGUUAGAAAUAAUAACCAAAUAUUCAAGUCAAAUAAACUUUAAGGGUGUUAUUCUAACGGGAUGGCAAAGAUACGAUCAUUUCAGUGUACUCUGUGAAUUAUUAUCCACAGCCAUUCCAUCACUUGCCAUUAAUCUUGCUGCAUUGCAAGCAUCUAAUCUAAGUGGUUUUCCUAUUGAAGUACCUAAUCAAUUAGGUGACAUUUUACAAUGCGAAAAAAUAAUCUCUUUGAGUAUACCAGAACCACAAUACGGAUGGACUAGAUGUGGUUUUCACGGAUCUGCAGUAUAUGCAGUUACUCUAAGACUACAUUCUUUGAUUCAGGAAAUAAAUAAAAUGCAUCAGGAAAACAUAUAUAAAGGAUGGUUGAAACCAUACAAUAUAAAAUACAAAUUUUCAAGUCCGAGUCAUAUCGAACGAAUAAUAGGCGACUUAAAUAGGUAUAAGGUUGAGAUUAUGUACAUUGAGAAAGAUUUUCGUACUGCCAUGGAAGAUAUUUAUGAUAAUUAUACAAUACAAGAAUGGAUAGAAACAUACGUUACGCCUAUAAACGAAGAAAUUACUCAAUUACACGAAGCAGAAGAACAAAUUCUUGAAAAGAAUUCGUGGCAGAGGAGACCUUUAAAAAAAUCUGAUUGAAAUGCUAGGAUUAUUUUUAACAAUGUAUACAAUCUAAGAUUUGGAUAAAAAAAAAUAGAUAAUAAGAGACUGAUUAAAAAUUUAUUAGAAAAGAAAAUCGAAUAAUUGAGAUACGUCGUUUUUGUUCUCACAAAUAAUAAUAAUAGAUAAUCAAUGUAAUAAGUUAAUUAUACACACAUAUAUAUAUGUAUAUGUAUAUAUACAUUAUGUUUUUUAAAUUUUUGAAACAAAGCGUUUUAAAUGAAAGUCUUGAUAUUAUGAUUAACUACGCCGUCCGUGAUUUCAAGUAUCACGUUCGUCACAUUAAACAAGUAAUACAAAUCUUUCAUUGAAUUUUAUUCUAAAACGAAAGAACGUGUUAAACACAAAAUAAAAUGAAUUAUACGAUAAAUCUCUGUGCGUGGUACAAUCAAAGUGCAAACAUGUACUAUAUCAAAGUUGAUUUAUUAUUUCUAUGUAUUAUUUUCAUUUGGAAAUAAGCCAAAUUUAACAGUAAAUGUUAUAUUAUGUAUACAUGGUGUGUGUGGUGUGUACAAGAAGCGUAUUACAAUUACUCUCAUUGUUAGCGCAAGUCAUAGAAAUUUUAAAACAGUCAAUGUAAUUUUAUUCCAACAUCAAAGUCUUAUGAUCCCCCCUUCCCCUUUCCGAUUAUUAAAGUACUCCUUCUUUUUA